Closterium sp. Naga37s-1 is the source of this 1152-nucleotide messenger RNA. The record is from the annotation of a GenBank genome assembly. Lineage: Eukaryota; Viridiplantae; Streptophyta; Zygnematophyceae; Desmidiales; Closteriaceae.
AUGCCCCCUGCGAUCUGGAUGACACUGUACCUCCUUGCCACCCGCCUCCCUGACCGCUUUGCCUCCGCUCGUGACCACUUUCUCACUAUCAACCCUAUGACCCUCACUAUUGACCUCUUUGAGAAGAGGCUCCUUGCUGUUGACGAUCUUGCCCGCUCCCUUGCUGCUGCCACCAGUACCGUCCUCCCCCCUAUCUUUCAGGGGUGUGCCCCGUCCUUCCUUGCCUCCCCUCUGGCCACCGCCUCUGUUGCUACUAUGACAGAGGUGGCGGCAGUUGCCUCUGGCAACAAAGGGGGCAAGAAGGGUGGCAAGAAAGGAGGAGGUGGUGGUGGCAGUGGGGGAGGCGGUGGGGGUGGUGGUAGAGGGGGUGGAGGUGGCAGUGGAGGAGGAGGUAGUGGAGGAGGAGGCAGUGGAGGAGGAGGUAGUGGGGCGCCCCAGCAGCAGCAGCAACCACAGCAGCAGCAGCAGCAGCAGAAGUCGCAGCCAAAACAGCAGCAGCAGCCACAGCAGCCGCAGGAACAGCAGCCUCAGCGGCAGCAGCAGCAGCAGAAGUCGCAGCCACAACAGCAGCAGCAGCCACAGCAGCCGCAGCAACAGCAGCCUCAGCGUCAGCAGCAGUUCCAGGGUCUGCGGCAGCAGUCUCUGCAGUGGCCCCAGCAGCAGCCGUGGAGGCCGACCGGACCGGGGAGCUCUGUCAGCAGCGGCGGCCCGCUCAGCUGGACGUCGCGUGGCCAGCCCCACCCUCCCUGUCAGUACUGGGUGCAGAUUGGGCCACGCCACAGCCGCACCUGUGACCGCCACCACCCCCCUGGUCAGUGCUUUGCGCAGCUCACUGACCGCUACCGGGCGCAGUUUGGCCGCAGUGCCAUUGUCCCCGACUGGGCCUCACUGCUUCGCACUGUUGGCCCGUGGCUCUUGAGCAUGUCUGCUGCAGAGUUAGAUGAUGUUGUACGAUCUGUUCGACCAGUGAGGAUGCGUCUCUGUCGUUCACCCUCGACUCUGGGGCGUCCAGCUGUUUCUUCCGCGACUGCACCGACCUCACACCACUACGCACUCCUGUCACUGUUGCCCAAGCCGACUCCACAGCGGGACCAGUGGUUGCUCACAUCACCACCACCCUCCCGUGUCCAUCGGCUCCCUCUGGGGUCCUAA